Molecule: messenger RNA, 1236 nt
Organism: Camelina sativa (false flax)
Lineage: Eukaryota; Viridiplantae; Streptophyta; Magnoliopsida; Brassicales; Brassicaceae
Source: RefSeq, a predicted model, not a curated record
AUGGCUUCAACCUCUGAAACUUUCGACGACGGUUCUAACGGCGGGGAUCCAAACAAGAAUCCCGAAGAACUCCACAAGAACCCGCAAGAAGAAGAAGAGAAUCAAAACGAGAAACCGAUUAAAGAAGAAGAAGAAGAAGUAGAGAAUCUUCUUCCCGUUGUUACUCGACACAUCCCAGAAGAUAUCGCCGAAAGCAUCCUCUUACUCGUCCCGAGAUGUCAUUACCCGAAGCUAUCUCUCUUCUCCAGAGCCUUUCGUCGCGUCAUCUCUUCGCCGAGACUCUACCAAAGGCGCUUGGAACUCGGCCUCACCGAACCUGUUCUUUACGCUUUGAUCAAGUUCCCUCUUGUUAGUUUCAACCCGAGCUGGUUCAUUCUCAACCGUAACGCUCCAAGAAAGAAGUCUUUACGAUUAAGCGAAAUCAGUUCAGUUCCUCCCAUGAGUGUCAUGAAGCCUAAAUCUGUUGUGGUUACAAUCGGAUACGAGAUUUAUGUGAUCGGUGGAUGCGAUGAACCAGAUCAGCCCACAUCGAACGUGUUUGUCAUCGAUUGCAGAUUUCACAAGUGUCGCUCGCUCCCGGGAAUGCAGAGGGCUCGCAGAUCCGCAGCCGCUGGAGUUAUCGACAGAAAGAUUUACGUGAUCGGAGGGUGCGAACAGAUAGAUGAUAAUUGGAUCGAGAUGUUCGAUGUAGAGACUGGGACUUGGACUAGUGUUGCUGGUCCAUACGAGCACAACUCUAGUAUGGAAGGAGGAGCGUUUAUGACAUAUUUGGUGAUGCAAGAAAAGAUUUACAUGUUGGAUCCUCAGUGUUGUUUGGCUUAUGAACCAAGACAAGGUACAUGGCAGUCAUGGGGACUCGAAAGUCAAUUGAAGAGAUAUUGGCACCCGUCGUCUUGUGUGGUUGAGGAUUUGUUGUGUAGUAUUGAUCCUUAUUCUGUUUCCAGAGAUCUAGAACUAAUGGUAUAUGAUCCGAAUGAGUUGUUUUGGAGACCUGUGAGCGAUGUAUCUGGUUUGCCUAGGCUCAAUUAUUAUUACUGUCAAAUGGCCAACGUUUGUGGGAAGUUGGUGAUUUUGGGCAAUACUUACAACCGCUUUGGAUUUAAAGAUGUUUGGUGCAUAGAGAUCGUCUUAAAAAGACUUGAAGGAGGGGAGAUUCAGGGAACGGUAUCAAGAUCGCAUGUGCUUAGAUCCAUGAACGCGACUUCCAUUGAUCUUUCUCGCUCUGUUACGUUUUGA